Messenger RNA from Colletotrichum acutatum, 1879 nucleotides. RefSeq lists its product as uncharacterized. The record is from RefSeq and is a predicted model, not a curated record. The transcript is spliced from 4 exons. NCBI's taxonomy places the organism in Eukaryota, Fungi, Ascomycota, Sordariomycetes, Glomerellales, Glomerellaceae. The coding region runs from base 364 to 1422 and encodes 352 amino acids.
UCACUCGUGACCUGCAAAAAUGAAGGACUCAAGACUCAGGAAUCGUCGGUCGGAGACAUCCAGAAAGCAUGCCACCAAUGACUGUGUUCGGCCUUUGACGCCCUUUGUUAUCCUUUCCUCUGAAUCCUUCAAGCUCCUCGAGUUCCUCAACCUCUUCCAGCUCCCAUAGCUCCCACCGCCCUGGCACUCCCCGGGAUUACCUCACACUGGGUACCUCACGCGCCACUUCUGACGCACAUUCACCCCACCUUCCCGCCUGUCACCGCAUAGGUAGCUACGACCAUCGCGACGACGAUCCCUCGCUUCAACUGCCUGGCACCGCAUCAGCCACUCGAUUUACCAAGAUAGUCCUUCACAAAUGACAUGGCACCAGACUUGAACUCUCUUCCUUCAUCUCCUCCAUCUCUACCCAUCCGAUCCAGAAUGUCAUCCAUCAACGGCGAAGCUCCUCUCCCUCCUGCGGCUGGCGGUCCAGCUCCUCGUGGGGAGUCCCCCGCUGGCUCGCCGCGACGCCAGUCAACCUCGCUGCAAGCCGCAGCUACGUUGAACGCUAGCCUUCAAAACGAACCGUCUCGACGCUCCUCCAGCGGUUCCGUAUCUCGAAGUCGACAGUCACCCAACGCCGGCCGAAGACUGUCUACGGUUCUCAUGAACCUGCAGCUUAACGAUCCUUCUCUUCCCGGCCCGGGUGAGAUGGUCGCAGAUAACCAACAUGGGCAGACUGGUGCCACAACCGCCAGUCCGCAGCCCAUGACAACCUCGCCCAUGAUGGUUCCCGGUGGUGAUCCCCAUCACAAUCGGGCGCCCAGUCUGGGAGAGCUCCAUCAGGAGCUUGAAGCCGAGCAGGAAGCUCAAGUUAACCGCCUCCUCCAGAUGAUCCGCCAGCAGCAGUUGCAGCUUCAGCAACUCCAAGCGGGCCAGGGGCAGAGCUCUUCUGCUGUCGAGGACUCGGCGAUUGCUCCUGAGAGAUCCAACCAGGGAACCCCCAUUUCGCAGCCGCCUUCGGGCUUCGCUCCGCUGCCUUCCUCGGGCUCCUUCUCACGAUCCCCGGUUGUGCCCCAUCCACGAAGCUCAUUUGAUAUGGCGAGAGCAGAUAUUCAACGCCGCUCUCGAACCCCGAGUCGCGGCGCUUCCCCGAGACUGCGCUCAACAUCUAUAAGCGGCGACAGCGGCGAACAGUAUACCCUUGGAGGUCGUGACGAAAGCGCCUUUUACCAGGCCGAGACCCAGAUGCUGGUCAGAGAGAAUCAGAUGCUCCGGCACCGCAUAAGAGACUUGGAGAAACAAUUGACGGAUCUGCUGCCUGCAACCAGCUCCCAAGGCAACCCCAGCGAGCCUGCCCACCCAUCUCACCUCAGAGCUGCCGCUGCCGGUGAGGAGCUUGCGACGCCCUCGACCAGCGACGUGGCCAAGGAAGCGUGAUUGAACUGUACUAUUUUGUGAGGGUGAACGGCCCCGGGGUAUCUGGCGUUUCAGAAAACUUGCUACAUUUCACGAUUGCAAUGACAUGGCUUAGGCGUUGGUCGGAUGGGCGGGAUGGGCUCUCCUCUGUGUUGCUAUUAGCUCCAGUAUCAAUAAUGGAGUGUGAAUGAUUCGAGAUGCGAUGGUGAAGCUGCUUUCGUGAUUUAAAGUGGGGGGGCUUGGUUGGGAAUGCUGAGUUCAGUCCAACCUGUUGUUGCAUGGCGUGACUCUUCAUCGUCAACAGAUCGCGACUCGUGCGGCAUUAGCUUCAGAGCAGCUGGGAGGUUGUUUAACUGAAGCACGACAUCCUUCUCAUCAUUUUCUUUGUCGAAUCAAGCAAAAAGACGCAAACUGCAAAAAAGAUUUGGACGAUCUGGGAAUCGAACCCAGGACCUACCGCAUGCUAAGCGGUCAUUAU